Molecule: messenger RNA, 1698 nt
Organism: Psilocybe cubensis
Lineage: Eukaryota; Fungi; Basidiomycota; Agaricomycetes; Agaricales; Agrocybaceae
Exons: 2
Coding region: 1-1698 (565 amino acids)
Source: RefSeq, a predicted model, not a curated record
AUGGACGCAUGCUUUCACUGUCUUGGAUUGAGGAGUGGCAAAAAAUCAUCGGAAAAGCAUCUUGAAAGAGGGAAAUCACCUGCGACAGACAUCGUAAAGAGCAACAUCACUCCUAUUCAUCGUCCCGACGAGCCCAGCUUCAAAUGGAAGUUUGUCGACGCCAAUGCGUUUAUACAUCAAGGGGCUUUGAAGUUUGUUCAGGUAGAAAAUCUGCAAAGCCUUGACUUCGUAGCGAUAUCUUAUACCUGGUCGAAAAACAUGCUUUUGUGGAGAAAGUGGAUCCUUUCUCUGGGCCCAAGCCAAAAAGCGAGUCAACCUCCCUCUGAUAAUGAUGCGUCGGAAGAUAUGAAGGCCUUUCACCAGUUCUUCACGGUAGUUUGCUUUCUUGUCCUCGCACGAUCUAAAUCGCUCUUCUGGAUCGACGUUCUCAGCAUAGACCAAGACUCUUCUGCAGAAAAGGCCUUCUUUGUUCCGAAGAUGGGUUCAUUAUACGCAGCGGCCUCUGAAACACAUGCAUAUGCUACCGGUUCCAACUUUGUCGCCAUGUCCUCGAAGGAACUUUAUUUUCCAGUCUGGGAAACACGAGCUUGGACGCUACAAGAGUAUGUCCUGUCCAACACCGUCAUUUAUUGCUACUGCUUUGCUGGAGAUGUCAUGCGGGACAUCAAACUGCUCAAGAAGCAAAACUCAGCGCGCCUACCAUCCCCGAUAACAGAGCUUCGCACUCCAACUCUCGUUCGAUACAGGUCCUCUAUCCACGAUAAUACAUUCGUUUUGGAGACGAGAGACGGUAAGAUGACGUGUUGCUUUGACGAAGACACAUGGAUGGGACCAGAACUCACGGUAUCAUCGUAUCUGACCAACGAGAUGUUUGGUCCCGACAUGAACCUUGUGAUUGGGCGCAGCACGUUGAGUAAGAUUAUCUACAGCAUGAAGCAAAAUCCUUCCCGGACAAAGCUCAUAUCGACAGCUCUGACGAUCCUUGGAGGGCGUAAAUCAAUGUACCCUGAGGAUAUGAUGUAUUCUGUCCUUGGAAUCUUGGAGAUGGCAGACUUUAAAGUACGGUAUAAUAUUGGAUUCGAUGAAGCUAAAAUGGCGGUGUUCGAGGGGAUGAAGCCGGACAUCCUGGCUAUUGUUCUGGGUACGGACUGGGGGUGCUUGCUCGAUGCAAAGAACAAUGAUUCGGCUCUCCCAAGAGUCAUUGGAUCUCAGCCAGUUCUUGGAAUCGAGCGCAUGGAGGUUACAAAUUCUGCCAGAUAUACAAGGGAGAUUGGGACAACCAUAACCUCGCGGAAAGAGAGAUUUAGACUAUGGAAGGAUCCUUCGAGGAGCCAGUCCAGAAGUACCGGCACUGUACGCGCCAUGUUGGGAAGCCAGGAAUCACGGUUAAUGGUCAUGUUUUGUGCUAGCUUGUUCGAUGAUCCUGCCUAUGCCAAUAUCCCCCUCUCUGAUAUCCCUGAUGAGAACAUUCGCCCAGUCGUAGUAUCUGGCGAGUCGAGGCUCAGUGAUGAUGAUUAUUUCAACAAAGAAGUGGUGUAUGAUAAAGAAGUUGAAUUGGUGGAGCUAGGGGUGUGUACACACCACGCGUUAUUCCCAGAUCCAGGAGAUGAGAAAUAUAUGAGGAAUACCGCUUUAUUAGCUUUGGAAUGCGAGAAAUUAUCCGACCGAUUGACUGAACCUAUUGUUACUCCCACUUGA